GACUCACAGCGCCCGUCUCUGCCCCGCCGGCUGGACGAUGCCUCUCUGCGUCCCAACGCUAAGUUUUCUCUCGGCGCUGGAACGAGCACGACGCGACCCCCUCCCGUUGCGUCCAACACGUGACUGGCGUUGCGCUGUCGAUGUUUUUCAUUUUUUUAAUCAUUAGGGAUAUGAUAUAUAAAGAUAAGAAAAGACAAAUGUAGAUAUUUCUUUCGUGUCGAGGAAUCACCGCGAAAGGUUAAUAGAGAAAUAAGUAAAUAAGAAGGUAAAUAAUAAGAACAGAAAGUGCUAUUCGUGUAUGGAUAUAUUUUCCUAUAUGCGUAACAUCCAAUGGUUCACAGACAAAUAUAGUGAAUGAAAUAUAACCAACGCCUCCUACAGUAAUAACAAUAUAAGAUGGAGAGCUCGCGCUUCUUCCUGACGCUCCUGACGGUUGCGCUGACGUCGCUCCCACACCCUUGGAGGGCCGAAGCCAUAGCCACCAAUCCUUCGAACACCAAGAACGUGACCUUGAUCUAUCCUUCCGACGCCACGCUGUUCAUAGGCUCGCUGUUCCCGAUCCAUGCGAGUCGACGGGACGUUAGCUUGGGCUUCGACGUGUGCAAUCGGCUGCAGGGCGAGGACGGCAUCCAGCCCUUAGAGGCCAUGCUGUACACCCUCGACCAGAUCAACCAGAACAGCGAGAUCCUCCCUGGCAUCACCCUCGGGGCACUGGCACUCGACUCCUGUGAAUCCCCCAGCGUCGCCCUCGACCAGGCCCUCGGCUUCAUUAAGGGUUACCUGGCAGGUGAGAACAAGUACCACGAGGCAGACUUCAUGUGUACUGAUGGGUCUAUCCCUACGUACCGUGGAGGGAAGUUCGACAAAGUGGUUGGUGUGAUCGGAGGACAAACUUCGGAAGUGUCUGUACAGAUGGCCAGCGUCCUGCGUGUGAUCGAGAUGCCGCAGAUCAGUUACCUCAGCACCUCAGCCUCUCUCAGCAACAGGGAAAAAUAUCCCUUUUUCCUCCGCACGGUUCCUUCCGACAGCACUCAGGCCGAAGCUAUCCUGCAGAUCCUCAGCAAAUUCGGCUGGACUUACGCCAGCGUCGUGUACAGCCGAGGCGAGUACGGCGAGGGCGGCUUCCAGCAGCUGAAAUCGCAGGCGAGUCGUUUCCACGUGUGCUUUGCCGCUCCUUCGCACCGUCUGGCCAAGGACGACAGCGACGACACCUACAGGGAGGUCGUGAGGGCGCUGCUGGCCAGGAAUGCUAGUGUGGUGGUGGUCUUCGCUAACGACGAGGUCACAGCGAAGUUAAUGAAAACGGUGCAGCUCCACGGCCGCUACUCGCACAUCGUCUGGGUGGGGUCUGACGGCUGGAGUUCAUCGUCGCCAAAGCAAGCGGAGGCGGUGGUCGAAGGCGCCAUCGCCGUCAGGCCUUUGGUCAACUCUCUGCCUGGCUUCGAUGAGUACUUCCGCUCCCUCACUCCUGCAGGGAACCAACGCAACCCGUGGUUUGCUGAGUACUGCGCCCAGGGGAACUGCCCCCCGAACGCCUCCUACGCACAGGCCCCGUGGUUGCACUUCGUCAGAGACGCCGUCUACGCCUUCGCCCACGCUCUGCACAACAUGUGGGAGGCGCGGUGCGAGGGGAAUCCGGGUCUCUGCGACGCCAUGGCCCACAGUGGACACGUACACGGACACGAGCUCUUUGGACACCUACUCAAUGUGUCUUUUGAAGACGUCAACGGUCGUAGCUUCCAGUUCGAUAAAACGGGGGCGGCCUUCCCUCGAUACAGUAUCCUCAACUACCAGCGUGUGGAUGACUAUAACUACAUGUGGGUCCCCGUCGGCACUUAUUCACGGUCAUCAGAGGGCAAAAUUCUCGACCUCGAAGAAUCCUCCUUGAAAUUCCGCCAGUACGACCACCUCCCUGUGUCUUCCUGCGGGACGCCUUGUCAGCCGGGAGAGGCCAAGAUACUGUUACAAGAUAAAUGCUGCUGGCGGUGUGAACCCUGCCAAGACUACCAGUACUUAGACAACAGCACGCAGCUCUGCAAAGACUGCGACGAAUGCGACGCCCCUGACGAGAGCAAAGGCGCGUGCAAGAAGAAGGAGGAAAGGUUCAUUGACUACAAGAACCGGUGGGCGAUCACGUCCCUGGCCUUCGCUAGUUUGGGCAUCUUCAGCACGGUCCUGGUAGCGGUCAUCUUCUGGGUUUACCUGGACACACCUGUGAUCAAAGCAUCCUCGAGGGAACUCUCAUACAUCCUCCUGGCGGGGAUCUUCCUCUCCUUCGCCAUGACCUUCGUGAUCGUCGCCCCGCCCACCUUCUUCACCUGCGGCAUCACGAGGUUCUUCCUGGGCUUCUGCUACACCGUCUGCUACGCCGCCAUCCUCACCAAGACCAACAGGAUAUCGAGGAUUUUCAACAAGAACCCGAGCAAGCCACAUAAGGCCAAGUACACCUCCCCGCGCUCCCAAAUGGUAAUCGUCACCCUCCUCGUAAGCGUGGAAGUGAUCAUCAACAUCUCUUGGCUCGUGUACUAUUCGCCCUCGACGAAGCACCUCUGCUCGAGAGACACUGGCUAUCGCAUCCGCAUCUGCAACGGCCUUGAUGACUAUUCGUACAUCGUGGGUCUUAUCUAUCCGCUGGUGUUGGUCUGUUUCUGCACCGUGUACGCCAUCAAGACCAGGAAGUGUCCCGGAGGCUUCAACGAGGCCCGGUUCAUCGCCUUCACGAACUACACGACCUGCCUCAUCUGGCUCGUCUUCGUGCCUCUCUACCUGUCCUCGGGGGCCUCUGAUGACGUCAGGAUCGUCACUCUGGCCAUGUCUCUGUCGCUCGGAGGAUUCGUACAGCUCGGGUGCCUGUUCUUCCCGAAAGUUCACAUCGUGUUAUUUAAGCCCGAGAAGAACACGAAGGACGCCGUGAUGAGCAUCCAGAGGACCUCCUCCUACAGGGCGGGAUCCAUCCGCCAGCAGCCUCCGGAUAACUUGCAGCAUCACUCGGCUCCCGCGAUCAUCUUCCUGAACAGCAAGCCACCCGUUAAGCCAGAAGGGGGUGGUCUCCAGAUCCCUCAGUUCCACGACCAGAACCUCAACCCAAAUGACGUUCCUGGCUUAGUUAACAAAGGCUUCUUCACGGGGAUGUCGAAGCCUAAAGAACCCACGGUUUUGUAAACAGGCCUCGGGGAUUUAGAGAUUCAGGGAGGUCGUGUAUGUGUUUUAUUUAUUUUCUUCUCUCUCUUUCUCUCUCUCUCUCUCUCUCUCUCUCUCUCUCUCUCUCUCUCUCUCUCUCUCUCUCUCUCUCUCUCUCUCUCUCUCUCUCUCUCUCUCUCUCUCUCUCUCUCUAUCUCUAUCUCUAUCUCUAUCUCUCUCUAUCUCUCUCUAUCUCUCUCUCUCUCUCUCUCUCUUUGUGGACUUACUGAUGCAGCCCUGAUGUUCCUUCGGGAUAGAUUGUACCUAAGAUGUGAUCAAAAGAUCUUUUAGAUUUGUGAACGUUGUAGGGAUUAGAGCCUCUCAAGGUGCUAUUUAGUGCUUGAGAUAUUACAAGAAUUCAGAAGGGUAUAACCUGUUCGAGAAGUGUGGCUGGAGAGAAACUGUGUGGAAUUGCAAGACACUAGUCGCGGUCCUAAAGAAUCACAUUCAUAUUUACAGUAUAAUGAAUGAUCUAGUCAUGUAGAAUAAUGUAAGAUGUGUUGUAUAUUAUUACUGAGGGAAGCAUUAUACAAAUCAAAUGUUUCCUAGUGCACAGUAUGGCCUGAUGUUUGUAACUGUUCCCGAGCUUAUACCUUACCACUGCCUUAAGCCUUCAGACGAAGGGACCCUUGUUACGAUAAGAUGCAAAUACUCAUACAUUAAAGAGUAUAUACAUGUACCAAAUAUAUGUAGAAACCCUAGUGUGUAUUGUUUUUUAUGUCAACUGAUGUUACAUUAAAAGACAGAGAAUUAGUUACAUCGUUAGGUUGUUAUAAUGUUACUUAUGCUAUAACGUAAAUACUAUUUUCUUGCACAACAUUCCAUUUUUACAAACAAGAUCAUAACUCUCUAUAUAUAUAAUAGAUAAACUGUAAAUAAUGUAAAUAUGUACUGAUGGUAAUUAAGUAUAAUGGAUACAUAAGUAUUUUACUCUGAUUGCCUGUUUUGAUUUUCUCUAUUACGUAAUUCCCAAGUGGUUCCAAAAUAAUACUGAUGUAAACCCAAAUAUACUCAAUUGAUGUUAUUUAUUCUUGCUUGAAUGAAAAUCGGUCACCUGCUGUACUUAAAAAAAUUGUACUUCAACACUCGACCGAUUUCAUGGAUAUACUGUGAUGAUGUGCCCUUUAUGUGUGGAGCAUUUCCUUAGUUUUAAAUAAAAUGAGAAAUACUUGA
Penaeus chinensis is the source of this 4353-nucleotide messenger RNA. Its product is annotated as metabotropic glutamate receptor 3-like. Gene Ontology annotation, molecular function: group II metabotropic glutamate receptor activity. The transcript is spliced from 17 exons. Gene Ontology annotation, biological process: G protein-coupled glutamate receptor signaling pathway; regulation of synaptic transmission, glutamatergic. Bases 397 to 3162 code for a protein of 921 amino acids. Gene Ontology annotation, cellular component: membrane. The record is from RefSeq and is a predicted model, not a curated record. Lineage: Eukaryota; Metazoa; Arthropoda; Malacostraca; Decapoda; Penaeidae.